Neocloeon triangulifer is the source of this 2570-nucleotide messenger RNA. It is a transcript of the gene Slip1, whose product is annotated as PDZ domain-containing RING finger protein 4. Bases 193 to 2337 code for a protein of 714 amino acids. The transcript has 9 exons. Lineage: Eukaryota; Metazoa; Arthropoda; Insecta; Ephemeroptera; Baetidae. The record is from RefSeq and is a predicted model, not a curated record. Gene Ontology annotation, molecular function: protein binding.
AGAGUUUCAAGUUUCAUAGGGCAAACGAAAAUAUUGAAGAUGAAAUCUUUUGUAUUACAACAAUUUAUUGGGAAUUUCUGUCUGAUUGAAAUAUUGAUUUUCAAACUCUGCGUGUCUUAAAAAGUGGAGCGCGAGCAUUUUGCAAUUUUUGAAGAAGGUCUCUUUGUGUUUCGCUGAUUAAAAGCGGGCGAGAUGGAUUUGUGUGGCGUUUGCGCACAGCCCGAGCGAAAAGGCGCCUCGCGAUCUUGGUCGGUCGGGGCAACGCGUGCACUGUUUUCAUCCCUGGUCAUUCACUUCCCUCGCAUAGGCACCGACGGCAUGGACGCACCGGCCGACGGCGCCCCUCACGACUGCCUCGACGCCCUGCAGUCCUUCGUCAGGGUGCAGCAGCGCCAGAUCGACUGGCUUGAGGAAAACCUCCUGCAGCUGCUCGCCCAGGACAAACCGCUAAAGGUGAACGGUCAGGACAUCACGGAGCACUCGGAGGCGCUGCGAGCGUUCGAAACGUCGCCAGAGCCCAUUCUGGUGGAGGUGCGGCGCUCAGGCAGCAGCUGUCUGAACUCACUCAUGUCCACUGCCGUGCAGACGGACGACCUCGACAGGGUCAUCUACGAAAUUCCAGAGUGUGAACUCGACGACGACGAUGACGAAAUCGAGUUCCUCCUCAACGACUCUCUCGACUACGAGGUGGUGACCUUGAACAAGUGCAAAGGUGAGCCGCUCGGUUUGAAUCUGACGUUCAGCAACCUCGGGGAGGCGGAGGACGAGGCGGCGAGCAAGUGCGAGUGUCUCGUGUUCAUCGAAUCGGUGGCCAAGGACGGGGUGGCGGACAAAGACGGUCGCGUCCGCGCCGGUGACCAAGUCCUCCAGGUCAACGGGGUCAGCGUGACCAGUCAGCAGCAGGCCAGCGGCCUCUUUGCCGAGACGGAGAGUCUCAACGAGGUCACCCUCCUCGUCUCCAGAUUCGCAGCAAAGGACUUGGACGACUACGAUUUAGUCUCAACCUCUUUCAUCAUCAAGAGCGGAGAGGAGGACGGAGCGGAGGAGGAAGAAGAAAAGAGCGACGAAAGCUGUGAUCCAAAUAUAAUCAAUAAAAGCACUGAGAGCAAAUCGGAAAAGUCGGAAGAAGCAAAGAAGCUGGCGGAGCAGAGACUAAAAAUCAUUGACCAGCAAUUGUCGGCGCUGAGCAAAAAAAUGGCCGUGAUCACCCUGGACUCGACCCUGCCGUGGGCGGCGGGGGCGGCGCCAGAGGCCCCUUCUGCGAUGCGGCCGUUUGGUGACUCGGAGAAUGAGCACAUCUACGAGACCAUCUCGGAAGCAUCGGACGCCGAACCCAUUUACUCGUUGCCCUACGAGCCGGGCAAAAGCAAAAGCGUCAGCAGAGAGGUGUGGGUGGACGUGGAGCCGCCCAGGAAGAGUCCCUCGUCCGACAAGGAGAAGGACAGCUCCAGCGCCUACAACACCGGCGAGUCCUGCCGCAGCAUCCCUCUCACCCUUGAUCUCAACCAGCCAAAAGCAAAUGUGAGCAAAUCGCCCAGCCAGCAGCACCAAAACGACAGCGGCUUUUCGUGCGACCGGUGCAGACAGUGCAUGGGCCUUUCGUCGCUGGAGAGCCCUUCGAAAGAAAAGUCGAGGCAACUCAGUCAGAAAGAAGUGCCCAACACCAUGUACACCAACGCCGCCAACCUGCAAAGGACCAUCCAACUCCAACAGGAAAUGUUUCGACAAGCGAUUACGAGCAAAAAGCAGACCAGUCCAAAGUGCCCAACCACCCCUCCCAGAAGCCAGCAGCAGCCGCUGCCACCUCGACCCACCAACCCCGUUUACUGCCCUCCAAACUUGAGCAAUUACCAGUUCGUCAGCGGCUAUGGAGUGGUCAGGUGCAACAGCACCGGCAGGUCAGAGCAGAGGCCGCAAGUCAAGCAGCAGGAGAAAACCAAGGUGAUCGAAGAGGAGCCGGUCAUGAUUUGGAAGGUCAAGAGAAAAGCUGACGGAACUAGGUACAUAACUCGCAGGCCAGUCAGAAAUAAAAUUCUGCAGGAAAGAGCACACAAGAUCUCAGAGGAAAGGGCAGGACUGACAACCGAUGACGACACCAUGUCUGAAUUAAAGAUUGGGCGCUACUGGAACAAAGAGGAGCGGAAGAAGCACCUCGAGCGGGCCAAGGAGCGGCGGAAGCGCCAGGAAGCUGUGAUCCGGGAAAAGGAGGAGGCCAAACAGGGCAAGAGCAAAACGUGUUCGGCGCCCAAGAGACGUGAACAGCAAACCCGAUGUCCACCCACGGCAGUGAUCGGCUGCAACAAGAUGGGCGGAAUCCUCUCUGUGACCACUGUGUAGACGAAAGAAUGUAUUCGUGGCAAGACUCGAUAAUUAUAAAUGUGACGAAGAGGGACUGACGUAGGAAAAAAAACAAGAUGUUUCCUUUGCACUUUCAAAUAGGAUAAAAUACACACCAGUGUUUAUUUUUAAAUGGAGAAAAAAUAUGAAUUAAUGUGCAAAUUUAGUGAACGAACCAGUGAGCUUUGUUGAUCAGAAAUAAAAACCUAUGGAAGUAUAGUAAUCUGCAACAA